AUGGUUGAUGCUAAACAAUUGAUACCCAUGAAGCGAUUUUUGGAGACCUAGCAAGAUAAAAUCAAAUUAUUUUCUCUUGAUUAACCUGAACAAAUUCAUAUUUACCAUAAUAUAGGUCGUGUAACAAAGAUUGAAACAAAAUCCAUAUAAGAAUAAAAGUCAAACACUUCGAUAGGAUUCUUCGCAGUUUAUGGUAUAAUGUAACUAAAGAAUUGGUCAUAUUUGCUAUUGGUUACAGAGGCCAAUAUGGUUGGAUAAAUAGUGCAAAGAACAAUAUUAUAAGUAGAGUAGAUAAGUUUCUUGCCCUUGGUUUCCAAUGGAAGAUUAAAUGAUAUUCACGCAGAUGAUUAGGCUUAUUGCAAAAUGCUAAAGGAAGUGUUUUCCACAAGAACAUUAUAUUUCAGCUAUGAGUAUGAUUUGUCUAAUCCCUUCGAUAAAGUAAUGGGGAAUAAUUCUCAAUUUGGUACUCAACAAAAGACCAGCGAAGGACUUCAUUAUUAUAAGAUUCCAAAUCAUCGAUUUGUAUACAAUUGGGAACAUAUCAAAUUCUUAAAUCAAUUUCAAAGUACAAAUCUACCAGCCUUGCAAUAUUGGUAAACCAUAUUCAUAAGUGGAUGUGUUAUGAUAAGAUAUUGUAAACUGAAUCAACAGUCUGAUUGCUUUUUAAUUUUGGUGAGUAGAAGAGAAACUCUAAGAUCAGGAAGAAGAUUUGUAUAAAGAGGAUGUGAUUAAGAUGGAAAUUGUACCAAUUUUGCCGAAACUGAAUAAAUAUUAAUACUCAAUAGAUAGGAAUCAAGAGAUAUUUACUCAUUUGUUUAGACUAGAGGAUCUAUGCCAUUUAAUUGGUAACAAUAACCAACAUUGAAAUGGGCACCUAAAGCAUCAAUCAUAGGAGAUAGAAGUUACAACUCUGAAUUGUGCAAAAAACACUUUGAAAAAUGUGCCGAAUCCUAUUAGCAAUUAUAAAUAAUUCUUAAUUUAAUUGAUAAAAAAGGCACAUAAAAAAUGUUAGGAGAAUAUUUUACCAGUAUGAUUAGUAGUGUUAAAACAGUAAAAACGAAGUAUGUUUGGUUUGAUUUUCAUCAUGAAUGUAGAAAUAUGAAGUAUGAGAAUCUCUCUAAAUUAUUAAAUGAAAUUAAGGAAGAUCUCAAAAAAUCUGGAUAUUUUCAUGCUGAAAUUGACAAAAACAAUUAUAACCAUUUAUCUAACAUACAUUAAUAAUAGUCAGGAGUUGUAAGAACUAAUUGCAUGGAUUGUUUAGAUAGAACUAACGUGGUUCAAUCAGUUGUCAGUAGAAAUUUCUUAUUGCAAGUUUUGAAUUAAUCAAACAUCAUUCAUACCUUAACUGGUGAAGCAUUACAAGUAUUACCUAAUGAUCUUGAACAGAUAUUUAGAGAUCAAUGGACUAAGAAUGCAGACAUAAUGAGUGUCUUGUAUUCAGGAACUGGAGCAUUGAAGACUGAUUUUACCAGAACUGGUAAAAGAACCUUCUGGGGUUCAUUAUAGGAUGGCAAGAAUUCAUUACAUAGAUAUUACAUCAAUAAUUUUGUUGACGCUCACAAUUAAAAUUGCAUUGAUUUGGCAUUAGGAAAAUUAGAAGCAGAUAAAGUUAACUAUAAGAAACCUAAAUUCAAUGGUGUCUUGCAGCUAUUCAUUUUUAUCAUUAUCCUGAUGUAUAUCAUGACAAGCUUCUUACCUGGGUUAGUUCUAAAUGAAUAAUCUGCAUAUGGAAAUUCUUGUUUAAUGCAACUAUUUAUUUUUGGAAUAAGUCUGUUCAUUACAAGUAAGAUUUUACUGAAAACCCAUUAUUUGUUUAUAUCCAAACCAAUAAGAGAUCAAAAUUGAUUAUCUAAUAUAUAAGCAUAUAUCAACAACAUC
Molecule: messenger RNA, 1878 nt
Organism: Paramecium tetraurelia
Lineage: Eukaryota; Ciliophora; Oligohymenophorea; Peniculida; Parameciidae
Exons: 5
Biological process (GO): phosphatidylinositol dephosphorylation
Cellular component (GO): endoplasmic reticulum
Molecular function (GO): phosphatidylinositol-4-phosphate phosphatase activity
Source: RefSeq, a predicted model, not a curated record